Molecule: messenger RNA, 1824 nt
Organism: Dermacentor silvarum
Lineage: Eukaryota; Metazoa; Arthropoda; Arachnida; Ixodida; Ixodidae
Product: solute carrier family 22 member 8
Exons: 1
Coding region: 1-1824 (607 amino acids)
Biological process (GO): transmembrane transport
Cellular component (GO): membrane
Molecular function (GO): transmembrane transporter activity
Source: RefSeq, a predicted model, not a curated record
AUGGCGCACGUCCUUAAGGAGCGACUCGGAGCAGGUGAUCUGGAGCCGAGCGAAAGUUUCGACUGCGCCGAGGCAUUCGGGCACGGCAACUACCAGAAGGGUGUCUUGCUCUUCGCCAUACUCGGCGUGUGGGUCAUGCACUCCCACACGCUUGCCUUCCCGCUCAUCUCCGGCGACGUGGACCACUGGUGCAGCAAGCCAGUCGGUACCAACAUGUCCGACACGGAAUGGAAGGAGACUGCCAUCCCCAUAGAGGAAGACGGUCAGCGAAGUCACUGCACCGUCUUCGCUAAGCCGGAAAACCCGAACGACACCAGCGUCGUACCGUGCAAGCAGUGGGACUAUAACGCAGCGGUGGCUCACACCACCAUCAUCAGCCUCUGGAACCUGGUGUGCGAUCGGCGGUGGCUAGUGCACAUGGCCAACGCCGUCUUCAUGGCCGGCGUCCUGGGCUCUCUGGCUGCGUCCGGUUUCGCCACGGACAUCCUCGGCCGGAAGCUGGUAAUACGUGGAGCCGCGUGCGUGCUCAUGGUUGCGGCGUUCGGCGGCUGCUUCGCCGACACAUACCUCAUGUACCUCUGCACGAGGUUUGUCAUAUCCGGCUCGUCGAGCGCUCUUUCCAUGGUGGCCUGCAUCCUGCUGACCGAGGUGUCCACGAACACCCACCGGGCCGUCCACGUCAGCAUGUCCGGAAUCCUCGGCCUCUUGCUCGGCGACGCGUGUUACGCAGCCCUAAAGCUGGCGCGUCUCAACUGGAUUGGGCUGCAGCUCCUCAUGGUGGCCCCCACGCUCCUCGUUCCGCUGGGAUGCUUCUUCGUAACAGAGUCGCCCAGAUGGCUCAUCGCCCGGCGCAACUUCAAGGGUGCCGAGAUCGCCAUGGAGGCGGCGGCCAAAGUGAACGGCUUCUCUGCUGACGCCGCCGAAGCCCUGGUAGAGCGAAUUAAAAACCAUGACCUCGAAUACUCCAAGCGGCCUGCGGCCGCCACCAGAGACAAGAGUACCUCAUCAGCCGUCUUCCGUCGUGGCCUGAUCAUAUAUGCCUCGUCCUUCGCAAUCAUGGCCGCUUAUUACACGCUUCUUUUGGCGUCUUCGGCGCGCGACAAGACUUGGAUGCGCUUGACGUCGGUCGUUGCCGACGGUGUGUGCUACGCGCUGUACCUGUUCGCCGUAGACAGAAUCGGCCGAGUGGCGCUCGUCACUACCAUAUACAUCUUGGCGGGCACCUACUGCUGCUUUCUAGGCACCACGCUCAGCAGCGGCUCUGCCGAACUGCUCAGCACCGCCCUCCUGAUCCAAGCCAAGGCCGUCACGGGCGUUGGCGUCGUGGUCACGUCGCUGUGCGCGACCGAGGCCUUCCCGUCGGCCGCCCGCGGUCUCGGCGUGUGUCUUGCGUAUUCCUGCGCGCGGCUCGGUGGAGUGUUCGCUGCUGCAGCGUCCGGUCUCCGCGGAGUGGGACGGGAGGACCUGCUCUUGGCCAUUGUGGCAGGUGCGCUGUACGCCUCGGCGCAGAUUUUCCAGAAACUGCCGCGGAAGGUCACCCCCUUCAAUCCGGAGAGCACACGGACGACCACCGUUGCGAGCCCGUUGGAUGUGCUGGAUGACAUGAAGAAGUCGCUGGAACCGCAGCCCAAAGGAAAAGUUCGCAAGAAGCGACAGAGAUCCGUGGCUACCCAUGACAACAAGCUGGCCAUUCCGGAAAGGAGGGGUUCCAAUGUAGAUACCAAGGCGUCUGGUGUUGUGUCACCGGUCUCGAUAUCCGGCGCCGACCAGGGGGUAAUGUCUUCCCCCUCCAGGAAGAAGAGUGACCAUGGUGACAAGCACUGA